This is a messenger RNA of Protopolystoma xenopodis, 623 nucleotides long. NCBI's taxonomy places the organism in Eukaryota, Metazoa, Platyhelminthes, Monogenea, Polystomatidea, Polystomatidae. The record is from the annotation of a GenBank genome assembly.
AAAGGCGCGCAUUUCGUACUAUUACAAUGUCUGACGCUGGUUCAGAAGAUUUGGAGGAAGAAGCAGGAGUUUAUCUAGGGGAAUAUGAAGGAGGUAGAAAUGAAAGAGACGAGCGUCAUGGGUAUGGAAAAGCAAUUCUACCAAAUGGUGAUACAUAUGAAGGUAGUUACGAAAACGGUAGACGUCAUGGUCAAGGGAUUUACAAAUUUAAAAAUGGUGCUCGGUAUAUAGGGGAAUAUUAUGAGAACAGGAAGCAUGGCCAAGGCACCUUUUACUAUCCAGAUGGCUCCAAAUAUGAAGGAAACUGGACGGAUGACCAAAGAAAUGGCAUUGGAACGUAUUUCUAUAUUAAUGGAGAUGUUUACGAGGGAGAAUGGAGAGAGCAUCAACGACAUGGACAUGGUAAUUACACGUUCGCGUUAACCAAUCUUAAAUACACUGGAAUCUGGAAAAACGGGAAAAUGGAUGGGUGGGGAGAAUUAAUUCACCCUCAUCACAGAUAUCUUGGGACCUGGAAAAAUGGACUUAUAACUGGAAAAGGAAAAUAUAUAUUUGAACAUCUAAACUGCCAGCAAACCGGCGAAUAUAUUGGAACAAAGGCGUAUUUCAUUAAAUAUGAGCCC